AUGCCUUUUCACUUAAUAACAUUAAUUUUGGCCUGUUUUACGUUGGUGGGACUAGCGCAGGUGGAACAAACGGAGAAUGCUAACUUUCAGACUUUUAGCGAUACAAAUUCAAAGCAAUUAAGGUUAGAAAAUCAUGAAAGGAUUUUGGACAUUUCUUUUCUUCAUGGUCUUGCUAGUGGUGACCCGACCACAGAUUCAAUAAUUUUAUGGACUAGAGUUACACCCAAAGAUUCCAAUUUCACAGGUAUUGUUCAAGUUUACUUAAAAAUUUCAAGUUCUCCCUACUUCGAUGAUGAUUGUCGUACCUUUGCAGUGUUUACAAAUUAUAUGAUUGAUUAUACUGUUAAAGUGGAUAUCGAUGGAUUACAACCUGAAAAUUAUUAUUAUUAUCAAUUUUUCGCUCCAAACGGAGAAACAACUCGUGUGGGACGCACAAAAACAUUGCCAAAAAAUGAUUACGAUGGGGAGGUUAAAUUUGCUGUUUAUUCCUGCUCCAAUUAUGCUGGCGGAUAUUUUACAGCAUAUUCAAUGCCAGUAAUUAAAAACUCAGUUGACUAUAUUGUUCACCUAGGAGAUUAUAUAUAUGAACAUGCGAAUGGUGACUACACAAAUGGUACUGGUAUUAAUAGGAUGCAUAUGCCAGAUAGAGAGAUGUGGACAUUGGACGAUUAUAGAGAAAGAUAUUUCCAUUACCAUUUGGAUAAGGAUCUACAACUUUCCCAUUCAAUGUACCCUUGGAUUCUUGUCUGGGAUGAUCAUGAAAUUGCCGAUAAUAGUUGGUUGAGAGGUAGUGUCAAUUCUAAUGGUUGGAAAUUCCUUAACAGAAGGGAAGCAGGCAUGAGAGCUUACUUUGAAUGGCUUCCAAUCAGACCACAAGAAAAUCCGUUCAAAAUUUGGAGAGAGCUCAAAUUUGGUAAGCAAGUGGACCUUCUGAUGCUUGAUACGAGACACUACUCAAGGGAUGUUACAGAUAUAUAUUCCAAUACAAAUUAUAUUGCAUCUAUAGCGGAUAGAGAAGAACGAACGAUGAUGGGAUUUGAUCAAGAGUACUGGCUAUAUUCAACAUUGAAUAAAAGCCAAUCGAAAUGGAAGAUUAUUGGUAGUCAAACAGUGAUUAAUCAUGUUGAUUUUACUCCAAUUGAUAAAUGGAUGGAACAUCCAUUCAAAGAGAGAGAUUAUGAUAGCUUUGAUGGAUAUACUGCAAACCGUAGAAGAUUACUCUCUACGGUGAAGAACAACAACAUAACUGGUGCAGUUAUUAUUUCAGGGGAUUUUCAUAUUGCUUGGGUUCAUGAGCUAUUUUUAGAUACCAAUAGCUAUGAUCCUGUCACCGGAAAUGGUUCAUUAAUGGUUGAGUUUGCUACAUCAGCUACUAGUUCUCCCUCGACUUUCCCCAGAGAACUUAACAUUGAACAGUGUUACGAAAUUUCAAAUAAAUUGGUUGAUGGCAAUAAAGGAAUACUUUGGAAUGAAGGAUGGUUUAGGGGCUACUUUGAAAUGAAUGUUACAACAGAUGAGAUUAAUGUGAGCUACUUUGGUGUGAAUGUGACAAACCCGGAGCAUGAAGAGAAAAGUCUUGCAAAUUUCACAGUUGAUAAAGACGUUCCUCAUGUGCGUCGUAAUUUUGAAGGUCAACCAAGUUUUGGAUAUCUUGACUCUAUAGUUAUAAAUUGA
Molecule: messenger RNA, 1674 nt
Organism: Brettanomyces bruxellensis
Lineage: Eukaryota; Fungi; Ascomycota; Pichiomycetes; Pichiales; Pichiaceae
Exons: 1
Coding region: 1-1674 (557 amino acids)
Molecular function (GO): metal ion binding; acid phosphatase activity
Source: RefSeq, a predicted model, not a curated record